AUGUGUUUCGAAUUCGAAUCAGGUCGCCCACCGUGGAAGGGCUUCCAUGAACAUCUCCAAAGCGUCUUCAAGUUGUUCGAGAGCCUGCUCCAGGACUUCGAGAGCCUCGAAGUCCGUGUUACGACUGUUAGGUCUCUGAGUCUGAUUGCCCAAUACCUGGACGCGGACGACAAGACUGAACUCCCACUGAUGCAAGUCAUUGGCCAGACCGUUGAAGCAGGGGAUGAGGCCGGGCUUGUCAGCUGUUUGAAUCUUGAGACUCUGCUUAUCCUUAAAAUUACUAUUCUCGCGAACAAACAGUCGAAAGUUCAAAGCCACAACCUCGCCCCUGCCAUUCUUGAGGGUCUCAUGCCCAUCGCUUCAGAAGAGGAGCCAGAGGCCAUCGAUGAUGACGCGCGGUCUCGGUCUGCGCUCAGUCUGCGCUCCGUAUCAUCGAUGGACCUGCGACAUCGCUUCCACCGCCCAAGUCUUCCCUGCGCUCUGAAUGCUCAUUCAGAAAGCUUUCUCUUCUGCGAUCCCACGCAUCGUCGUGCUGCUAUGCUCGCGUUGAAUGUUUCCGUGGAGGGCUGUAGCGAGUAUAUGGCUCCUCUCAUGUCCGAAGUUUGGCCAGUCAUCGAGGCUGUGUUUGGUGAUAGCAAUGCAAGAGUUCGCAGGGCUACAUGUGUCGCCGUUAGUUGCCUCUGUGAAUGGUUAGAGGAUGAGUGCGUUGCUGAGCAUACCGUUUUGGUUCCCGCCAUCACGAACCUCAUCAAUGACCCCGAGGCUCAACCAUCUGCGUGCACGGCCUUGGAUGCGCUGUUGGAGAUCCUUCACGAUUCCGUCAUUACUGGUGCCAUCGGCAGCGCCGUUCACGCGUCCAAAGAGCGGUUCCUCCUUUACUUUGAACCGAUCAUGUCCCGGCCUCAGCACUUCCUUGUGAUUACUGGUGAGGGCGAAGAGGUUGAGUUGCGCGGCAUUACGAUGGAUGCGACCAGCACCUUCGCCGAGGCCAUUUGCAAGGAUGUGUUCCGGCCAUUCUUCCCUGAAAUGAUGAAGCAGGCGUUCCAAGGGCGCUGA
Messenger RNA from Pleurotus ostreatus (oyster mushroom), 1056 nucleotides. RefSeq lists its product as uncharacterized. Gene Ontology annotation, molecular function: nuclear import signal receptor activity. Gene Ontology annotation, biological process: protein import into nucleus. Gene Ontology annotation, cellular component: cytoplasm; nucleus. The transcript has 9 exons. NCBI's taxonomy places the organism in Eukaryota, Fungi, Basidiomycota, Agaricomycetes, Agaricales, Pleurotaceae. Bases 1 to 1056 code for a protein of 351 amino acids. The record is from RefSeq and is a predicted model, not a curated record.